AUGGAUUCUGCAAAUUUUAAAGCAAUCUCACAACAAGAAGAGCUGAAGUUCUCAAUUCCUGAUUCAUGCAACUUGGAAUUACCCUUCAUCAGUGAUUCUCAGGUAAGCUCAAAUUCAGACUCUAACUCUGUUGACAGCUCUGGUUUUGGUUUUGAUCCUACUGUUUCUGUUGAAUACUUGGAUUUCCUUCGAGCCCAAUUGGAUUUUUCGGAUAAUGACAAUGUGAAUGCAACCCAAGCUAUAGAUUUUCUGCGAAAUGAGAAUGUGGGUUUUGAUGGGUUUUUGGAAUUUAAUUCCAUUACCCAAAACACAGUUCAGAUACUUCACAACGAUUGCAAUCCAGAAACGAAUGUCGAAAUGCAGAAAGCUAAGAUUUCUGGAGAAGUCCCUACUAUCUCUAUUGAGGUGAUUCAGAACAAGAGGCCAUUCAAGUGUUCACAGUCUGGGUGUGACAAAACUUUUAGAAAUCCACAAACCCUAAGACUCCAUUACAGGACUCACUUCACUAAUGAAUCUCUUAUUUCUCGGCAAUGGCCUGAUAAUAAUUCAGUGUCACAGGCAUCUAAAUCUGGACACAACAAGAAAGUUCCAUGCCGGUGCCCUGUAUGUGGCCGGACCUGUGUGGGUCUCUAUGAACUUCGCCGGCAUUUUGGCCGGAAGCACUCGGAAGGGGAGAAGCUGCACAAUUGUGGGAAAUGUGGGAAGAAAUUUUAUGUGGAAAUAGACUUGAAGGAUCAUGAGAAGCUAUGUGGUGAGCGUGUUGAAUGCAAAUGUGGCUCGAAAUUUGCAUUCAAAUGUAACCUUUCAGCUCACAAGAGAACCCACCCUGAAUGUGUUGAAGAUUCUGUGAAAACUUAG
Molecule: messenger RNA, 858 nt
Organism: Telopea speciosissima
Lineage: Eukaryota; Viridiplantae; Streptophyta; Magnoliopsida; Proteales; Proteaceae
Product: zinc finger protein 490-like
Exons: 1
Coding region: 1-858 (285 amino acids)
Biological process (GO): regulation of gene expression
Molecular function (GO): DNA-binding transcription factor activity
Source: RefSeq, a predicted model, not a curated record